AUGGCCAUUCAACUAUCAUAUGAGCAAGCAAAAGAAUGGGAGACCCAAAUUAUUGGAAGCCUCCCCGAGUGUCUUUUCACACGCAAUCCAACACUACAAUCGCGAGCCAUUGAAUACUUUGCCAGCGUGCGCCUGGUGGAGUGGCGCGGCCGUGUAAAGAACUACCAUGGCCCCUUUGACACGGCAGAGUGGCUGCAACAACGGCGAAGCCAGGAAGAGGGCCCGAGUUCGGGUUCACUGGCCAAAGUUCGGGAUACCACCGAGAUGGAACAGCCUGUACACCACCUGCGACAACUUCGCAAGAGCGUGACCGAGUUCCACGGCUUCAUGUCCCUGCCGCGCGAGCUGCGCGAUAUGGUCUAUCGCCACCUCGUCGUGACUGACGCCAAACGAUUCGGGGAGCGAAUAUGCGUUGCGCGAGGGAAAGAUUUCAACCAAAUGGUUCGGAUCCACGACCGAUGUCCGAAUCUCUGGAACAAUCAAUUGUUGGGCUCCAAUUUGCCUCUCCUUCCCUGCACGGGCGCCUUGAGAGGUGUCAGCAGGCAAUUCCAUCUUGAGGCCAGUCGUGUCUUCUUCCAGAACAACAGGUUCAUCCUUCCUGGCCGCGAUUGUUCAUGGCCCCGGUUCCUCAAUGGCGAAGAUCCAAAGAACGAGUUUGACGUAGAGCUAAAGGAGCUGACACUUUCAAUGCGCGAUGUCAGCUACACUUUUGACGCCUAUAUCCCCACUAUGAAGAACAACCAGGGUCAGUUUAUAGGGGCUUUCGACCACAUACCGCCGCCGGCCGUGCAGGAGUUUCUAGGCCGUCUGCACAACAGUAGAAAUGUUUCCUUGCAGAACAGGUGGACUCAAAAGAUACUCGCAAUGCGGGAGAUGCGUAGUCUGGAAAGGUUACACAUUGACUUGGAUGAGUGCUCCUGCGGGUUUGGAUGCUGUAGAAAGGUCGAGUGGGUACUCAACACCCUCACAGAUAGCUUCAAGGGCCCAGUCAACGCUGAAUGGUGCGAGAAAGACUUUGGAGGUCCUUGUUACCAAGCUCCCAAAGUCGUUGAGAUCGGUGGUUGGAGAAAUGACGAAGAGAUGAACACAAUUCUUGAGAGACUGGAAUUGUUGAAGCCCAUUGGCAUGAAGGCUGUUCAUUUUCAGAGAGCGUCCCCAAAGAAGAAGUCGGACGAAUGUAUCUUGAACAACCCGGGUACCCCGUAG
Messenger RNA from Pestalotiopsis fici W106-1, 1206 nucleotides. RefSeq lists its product as uncharacterized. NCBI's taxonomy places the organism in Eukaryota, Fungi, Ascomycota, Sordariomycetes, Amphisphaeriales, Sporocadaceae. The transcript has 2 exons. Bases 1 to 1206 code for a protein of 401 amino acids. The record is from RefSeq and is a predicted model, not a curated record.